AUGCGGGUCCACGUUUUCCAUUCGAUAGUGGCUUUCGCGGCGGCGGCUUCAGCUAUUCUUAUCACGUACCCGCCAAAGGGAGCCAAGGUCGACUUGAGCCAGCCGUUAACGAUCAAAUGGGACGCGGUGGAAACCGACCCCCCUACAUUUGAUUUAUACCUCGUCAAUCAAGCGGUCAAUCCUAGUGUUACUACACUCAUAGCUGCCGAUGUUGACACCAACAAACAAUCCUACACUAUCUCAGCCAACGAGGCGGUUUUGGUCAACACUAAUACUGGAGGUGGUUAUCAGAUUGAUUUCAAGUCGAGCAAUAGCGGUGGUAUUCUUGCCCAGUCACCUCAAUUUAAGGUGACUGGCGAGACCUCGGAGUCUUCAUCUGCUUCUAGCUCUGACCUCAACCUACACAAGAUCUUCAACGCGGAUUUCGAGGUCCACAAUGUCGACGUUGUCAAGCUAUUGGACUCGAACUUACACCACACACUCCUCCUCUUCUGUGACUUUAUCUACCAUGACUUCUACAAUGACGCCCAGCUCUACGAGAUCAUCGUCUACCACUCCGAGAUCUACGAGUACGUCGACUAUUAUGAGUUCUACAACUACUUCUACGUCUACCGAGAAGACCACAUCCACUAUUCGACAUACUAA
This is a messenger RNA of Penicillium oxalicum, 645 nucleotides long. Its product is annotated as GPI anchored serine-threonine rich family protein. The transcript is spliced from 6 exons. Lineage: Eukaryota; Fungi; Ascomycota; Eurotiomycetes; Eurotiales; Aspergillaceae. The record is from RefSeq and is a predicted model, not a curated record. Bases 1 to 645 code for a protein of 214 amino acids.